This is a messenger RNA of Fusarium mangiferae, 936 nucleotides long. RefSeq lists its product as uncharacterized. Bases 1 to 936 code for a protein of 311 amino acids. The transcript is spliced from 4 exons. NCBI's taxonomy places the organism in Eukaryota, Fungi, Ascomycota, Sordariomycetes, Hypocreales, Nectriaceae. The record is from RefSeq and is a predicted model, not a curated record.
AUGGCGCGAAGAGUGUCGCUUCGAAUGAAGUCCCGCGUCAAUGUUGUUGUUGUACCCAAGGCAAAGACUGUGAUCAAGGUAACAACAACAAAUGUUGAUUCAGAUGUCGAAACUGCUACUGAGACCGAGACUGGUGAGUUCAUGGAAGUAGAAGCGAGUGAUUUGAGUGGUGCUGAUGGUUUAGAUAUACAAACCACGAAUCGUGUUAUGCUGCUCGCACGAACCUCGACAUCGGUGUCUUCAACAACCACGACAAAGUACACCACCAGCACAAUUCUCGCACCAUCUGGCUUCGUACCCAUCAAACAAGUCCAAGGCUACAUCGCCAGAUUUAAAGCCCGAGGUCCCGUACCUAGAGCUACCACCGCAUAUCUCCAGCGCAUCGACUGCACCAAGAAGAUUCCUUCUACGACGACCAAGACUGUAACUACUGCGGUCGAGGGAGCUAGAAUCACUCUCAAGCCUAAGACUGUUACGAAGAAGACGACGAGUUUUAUGACUAUCACGAUGACGGAAUAUGGACCUCAGACUCAGAUAAUUCCCCAGACUGUCACCGUUGAAUCCAUCGUCCCUGCGAGCCCCUUCUACGCCGCAUGCUCCUCCAACAAUCUCGCCAGCACGGCCAACGGCGGCAAGAGAAUCGCCGACUUUGACGCUUGGGUAGUCAACAGGCCCAUUUACAUCUCUAGUCUUACCAGCGCUUAUGCAUGCUGUGUUGAAUGCCAGAAGAAACAGAAUUGCUUGAUGAGUCGGUCAAGUGCUGGUGGCUCCUCGUGCUGGUUGUACUUGACGCCUAGUGAUGAUGCUUGUUCAGCGCAGAUCAACUGGUUGACGUAUCACACUGACAGUGGUGUUAGUGUGGAAUGGACUUAUAGUAAUGGACCUUGUGGGAGGGCUGUUAAUGGGCGGAAGUCAUGGUCAUCGCAUUGGUGUUGA